AAAUUAUUCCGAGCCGUUGAACGCAGGCAAGUGUUGUACGCCAGGGAGGGCUGGACCAUGCUUAUAAGGAUGAAAUUAUUCCAAGCCGUUGAACGCAGGCAAGUGUUGUACGCCAGGGAGGGCUGGACCAUGCUUAUAAGGAUGUGCAAACUUUCUCAAGUAUUGUAUAUAAGUAUAGCAUUUGUGCUAAACGUAUGUCUGGUUUGCAAUGCAUUGGACGACGAGAUUGUGUCACUUCCGGGCCUUUCAAAGCAAAUUCAAUUCAAACAAUAUUCCGGUUAUUUGAAUGCCUCGAAGGGAAGGCAUUAUUUCUAUUGGUUUUUUGAAUGCGAAAAAGACCCGCAAAAUGCACCGGUAGUCCUAUGGUUAAGUGGCGGCCCCUGUGCCAGUUCACUACUGGGUAUGUCCACUGAGAAUGGUCCCUUCAGAUUCAAACAAGAUGGUAAAACUGUUGAAUUGGCCGAACAUAGUUGGAAUUUAGUGGCAAAUGUCUUAUACCUGGAGUCGCCGUCGGGAACGGGAUUUAGUUAUGACGACAAUAAUAACUACACUAAUAAUGACGAGUCGACUGCUUUGGAUAACUACUUAUCUCUCGAAAUGGCAAAUGUCUUAUACCUGGAGUCGCCGUCGGGAACGGGAUUUAGUUAUGACGACAAUAAUAACUACAUUAAUAAUGACGAGUCGACUGCUUUGGAUAACUACUUAUCUCUCGAAAGUUUUUUCAUAAAAUUUCCACAAUUUAGGAAAAACGAGUUUUACAUCACAGGCGAGAGUUAUGCCGGCGUUUAUAUACCAAUGUUAGCCACAAAAAUAUAUUCACAUAACUCUACCAUCAAUUUAAAAGGAUUAUCUAUUGGAAAUGGAUUACUAUUAAACAAACAGAAUCAACUAUAUUUUGAUCAAUCCGUCUAUGACUAUGCUUUAGGCCACGGAUUGAUCACAACCGAUGCCUACGAGAAAAAACUGGAAAACUGUUGCGAGUGUACGGCCGGUGCGGUUCAACACCAGUGCGAUUUCAGUAACCCUCCCAAUAAAACCAAGUGCGAUUUAGUACAAAUAAAUACAACCAAUGUUAUCAACCCAUACAACAUCUACGACGACUGUCCCGUAGACGUUGAGAUACCGCCGCACUCGCUAUUUGACACGUAUAUAAGGCCAGCAUUUAAACGGAUUGGCAUUAAUUAUAAACUCAAGUCAAACAUCGGGGUAAACGCGCGGCCAGAAUGUGUCAGAACCGGCAUAACUGCAUACCUGAACACCGAUGCCGUCCGGCGGGCACUACACGUACGGCCGGGCAGUAAAAAGUGGGCACAAGUGGGCACUGACUACGAUUGGCAACACUUAAAUACACCGCAAGCAGACAUUGUUAAGCAAUUGAUAAAUACAUAUAAAAUACCAAAACUGAUUGUAUAUAACGGAGACUUCGAUUCAAUUUGUAAUUUCAUUUCAAAUCAACGGUUUGUCGAGAGUCUAGGCUUUCAAACGGCCGGUCAUUACAGGGAGUGGACAGUCGACGGCACCAGUGAUGGAGUGAUCGGCGGUUUUAUACAGAACUACGAAAAGGGAUUGAGUUUUGUGGUGGUUAGAGGGGCCGGACAUAUGGUGCCCACCGAUAAGCCUGAGGCCGGACUGCAAAUCCUUAAAUCAUUGCUUGGAUUAGCAAAAUUGUAAAGUUUAUAAAAC
Molecule: messenger RNA, 1683 nt
Organism: Medioppia subpectinata
Lineage: Eukaryota; Metazoa; Arthropoda; Arachnida; Sarcoptiformes; Oppiidae
Source: the annotation of a GenBank genome assembly